Messenger RNA from Glossina fuscipes, 2992 nucleotides. RefSeq names its product zwei Ig domain protein zig-8 (gene dpr7). The record is from RefSeq and is a predicted model, not a curated record. Bases 782 to 1888 code for a protein of 368 amino acids. Gene Ontology annotation, cellular component: neuron projection membrane. Lineage: Eukaryota; Metazoa; Arthropoda; Insecta; Diptera; Glossinidae. The transcript is spliced from 10 exons. Gene Ontology annotation, biological process: synapse organization.
GCAGAAACGCAACAUAAUACACAUUUCCCGUCGUACGGUGUUGCAGAUACUUUCUAUAUUGUAGUUUUGGUAUUUUUCAUUGUCACCAAAUUAGAAUGAGAUAUUGUAUUGAAUUUUAUGCCUGAACAUAGUUUAAGGUUUUUCUUGUGCUUAAAUUAUUGCUAUUGAAUUGAAGUAGACGAAUGAGAAAAAGUAAUAGAAAAAUCUGGAUUGAACGUAGCUUGCAAUCAUUCAUAUAUACUGAAGAUAAAUAAGCAAGCGUAGAAACAUUGAAGAAAAGUUCAGUCCCCGAAUAUCAUAAACAAAGAAUCAACGCUGCUUAUGAAUUGUAAUGCAACAAGAAGAAAGAAGGUUUCAAAUUUUUUGCUGUACGACGUUAUGCUAUAUAAGUGCACAAAUCUACAUUUUAUGACUCUGGUUUAAUUUAAAUAACGUUAAAUUGAGCGAUAAGCGAUGUACUCUAGUACUCCAUAUACGGCCACUCAGAGGAUAUCCCCUAUGCGUAUGGCCACAGUGGAGAUCAGGCAGGGUUACAGCGGGAGGGGGGUGGAGAAAGUGUGUGUGAACGUUCGACUUAAAAUGAGAUGUCAGGUAUGAUAGGAAAGACAACCGUGUGUAGGAUUCCUCAAAGGCGAGCAGUACGGUUAAAUACAACGUGUCAUGGUAGUGUGUUGUGCUGUAUACAGGUUACUCCUGGAUAAGUGGCUACAAUCAUAGUAUAUAAGGCACUCAAAGUGAAGGAAAAUUAGUUGUAAGUUUAGCUUGAACGAAACCUAUAAUUAUGAGAACAUCACCAACUUCAACUACAUCUGGCCGCUGCUUAUUUAUUUAUAAAUUAAGACCAAUUGUUUAUAUAAUUUUACAUUUAAAUAUAUAUUUUUAUCAUAUUGGUGGAUCAACACACAUAGAUGUAAAUGAUUUCGUAGGUAUGCAAAGUAAACAGCAGAAUCCAUAUUUCGAUGAAAUGAAUACUACGAAUGUAACUGCCGUUGAAGAGGAAACUGCCGUUUUAAAAUGCCGAGUUAAAAAUAAAGGCAAUAGAACUGUAUCGUGGAUGCGCAAAAGAGAUCUGCAUAUUUUAACUACCAAUAUUUAUACGUACACUGGUGACCAACGUUUCGCUGUUGUUCAUCCACCCGGCAGCGAUGACUGGGACCUAAAAGUUGAAUACGCACAACAGCGGGAUACUGGUAUUUAUGAAUGUCAAGUAAACACAGAGCCUAAAAUCAAUUUGGCCGUGGUGUUAGAAGUAACAGCUGAGAUCGAUUUUAAAGAUAAAUUUUCAGAGCCUCAAUACUACGAUUCAAAAGGUUCGAUACAAGUCUAUAUAAAUUAUACAUCUGCUCGUGCAAAAAUUUUGGGCUCAACGGAAAUUCAUGUAAAACGUGAUAGCACUAUAGCAUUGGCCUGCUCCGUCAAUAUACAUGCUCCUUCAGUAAUAUGGUACCAAGGGUCGUCGAUUGUUGACUUCGAUUCACUACGCGGUGGUAUCAGUCUAGAAACAGAAAAAACGGAUACAGGCACUACUAGUCGUUUAAUGUUGACGCGAGCUUCUCUACGCGAUUCAGGCAAUUAUACUUGCAUGCCCACCGGUGCGAUACCUGCUUCAGUGCGUGUACACGUUCUAACUGGAGAACAACCCGCCGCGAUGCAAACCAGUAAAGGUUUGCACAUUGCAAGAACGAAAUUGGCUAUUGUUACAAUAUGCUUGCUCACCUUAACUGCAUGGCAGCGUUUCACAUUUAUUUCACAUAUGACGUCUGUACAAUUUAUUAACAGCAGGUUUUGGCAAUUACAAGAAGAACAAUUUAACGGUUGGCUCAUAUCUCGCAAGCAAUGUAGCCAUCAGCAAAAUAAAUGGCACCGUGCUGAUCGACGAAAAAGUUGAUUCGAAAUUCAUCAUUACGUACCACACGCUGUUCUCGUAGUGAAUUAAUUGUAUUAUUUACUUGUCAUACAUAUAAAAGCCACACAAAUAAAUAUUCAUACAUUCAAUAAAAAUACUGAAUAGAGAGACAAGCUGGAGCAUAAACAGCAAAAGUUUUUGUAGAAAAUCGUCCGUUUCCUGUGAUGAGAGUUCAAUAAAUCGUAUUGUUCAAUUCAAUUACUUGUGUUUCCCGUGCCUUUAUUGCCCUCAAUUUUGUUUAUUACUUUAAGGGAAAAAGCUACUAUAACACUCCGCAAAAAGAACAAAUUUCUUUGACAAUUUGUUUCGAAUGAAGAGAAGGUAAUAUAAUAAUAACAUUAGAAGAAGCGGUUAACCAUAUAUACGCAUAUUUACAAUGGGAGUACCGAGUACGAUCGCUUUUAAUUUUCGAUAUCCAAAAACGUAGUUAUUUGUAUGAAAAGACCUUCGGGUAUUCAAAAUCAGGUUUUUUAUAUUCUAUUCCUUUCGAAUUUUUGAAAUGUCGAUGCCAUAUAUACACUUAAUUCUCAUUUUACAUUUACAGUUACAACGCACAUUUGUGAGAAGUGUGAAUAAAACAAUUCAUAGAAACGUCAAAAAACAAUAAUAAUAUUCCUUGUGAUUCUAAAGAAAAGAAAAAAACAACUAAAUGUUUAUAGACUAAUACUAUUGGUUUGGCGACGUUGAUUGUUUAAAUUUUUUGUUAUAAAGCUGGAAUUGUAUAUGGUUAAGAGGGUUAUUUUAUCAGUUAAAAGUAAAAACACGGAAAACAGAGGUGUUUACAGUUUUUGUUACAUAGACGUGUGGGCGUUCAUUAAAAAGUUUGGCUCAUUUUUAACUUCUUUUGCAAGUUUGGGAGUCAUAUCUUCCACUGUGGUUUAUGGAGCAAAAAACAACUUGUUUACUUCUUUAAAAAAACAGACGUGUUCUUAGCUCACAUAGUAAUAUAGGGGUGUCCUGCAAACAGUUUUGUCUAUUUUCAAUACCAAUCUACAUGCAAAAACUUUCCAGGUUUUUGGCAAAUUUGAAAUCGAUAGCUUCAUUUUUGCGGCCAGGAGAACGAUUACAACAGACAUUAUACAAAUA